Molecule: messenger RNA, 3332 nt
Organism: Salmo salar (Atlantic salmon)
Lineage: Eukaryota; Metazoa; Chordata; Actinopteri; Salmoniformes; Salmonidae
Source: RefSeq, a predicted model, not a curated record
UUCUAGAAGGAGCACAUCAUGGGUGUCCAGGGUUUAACCAGGUUCAUAGAUGAUCAUGGAGCGAUUUUAACAGAUUAUCACUUCAGAAACAGCAAGCUGGUCAUAGAUGGUUCUAAUCUUUACCACUCUCUUUAUUUUAACUCGUGUUUGGAUCAGAAGCAUGGAGGGGAUUAUGAUGAUUUUGAGGACCAGGUCUGCAAGUUCUUUAAGGCUCUGAGAGAUUGUGGCAUUGAACCUUAUGUGAUUAUAGAUGGAGGCUCUGACUUUUCCGAUAAAAAGUUUGAAACUCUCCUCCACCGAGUUCAAUCAACGCUCAACACAGCCAACAACUUGUCCAAGGGGCUUCAGGGGGACGGAAUAAUACCAACCCUCGUCAAACAAGUCUUCAAACAGGUCCUCUCCAGCCUGAAGGUGCCAUUCGCACAGUGCAUCUUUGAAGCAGACCAAGAAAUAGCCUCCUUGGCUGAAAGGUGGAACUGUCCGGUCCUGUCCUAUGACAGUGACUUUUAUAUUUUUGACAUCCAGGCAGGAUAUCUGCCCAUCUCCCAUUUUAAGUGGCAGAACGCAUCGACGCAACGCUGGAGUUCUCAAAAUUACAUCCCCUGCAAACGGUACACCACAACAAGCUUCUGCAGACACUUCAAGAUCAACAGACAGCUUCUCCCAGUCUUCGCUGCCAUCACAGGAAACGACUAUGUCAACUUGGAUAAGAUGGGCUUUCCCAUUAGGUGGGAAGACAAGCUGCCGAUGGAACCCAAUCGAAGGCCAAGGGUUGUCUUUUUCAACAAGUUGCUGAAAUGGCUGGCCAGUUUCCAGGAGCAGCAGGAGGCCUUGGACAAUGUGCCCAGACUCAUCGUUUCUAGGAACAACCAACACAACAUGGAUGCUGCCCUCCAGGCCCUCUCUCGGGGCAUAAAAGUGUACCAGCUUCAACCCGGUUGCCUGGAGCAGUUCUUCAUUAAAGACAAGGCUCCUGAUCCCGGCCAUCUCCCAGACCAUCUGAGUGUCCUUCCAGACUGGACCCUGCUGCCGUUGAUGAAGGGGACACUUCCGUCCACCAUAAUAUACAUUCUGCAGCUGAGGCCAGUGAUUCAAGGUGUCCAAGUGGAAGAUCCCAGCUUACCCAGUGGGAACAACACCUCUCGGCCCAUACGGCAGGUAGUCUUCGGGCUGCUGCUGGGUGAGAGCAGGGAAGUGAAGGAGUAUGACAGGGAAGGCAUGAACCUGACCAGCAGCAUGGUUAAAGCCAUCUUGCCCAGAGCUGCACAACAAAUGCAGCUAGACAUGCUGAAUCAGGCUCCACAUUCAGUGCGGCUUGAGAUGUUUUUGGAAACCCUUGGUGUGUCCCAGUCCACUUUGAAUGGUAUCCCACCUCAUCUGCGACUUCCUGUGGCUGUUACCUACUACUGGCUGAGGCACGCCCAUCUCCGACCAGACCAUCCUUUCCUGCAGGCCCUGCUACUAGGACUGGUGUAUGGAGAGCUCUGCAGACAGAGGAAGAGCCAGAGAGGGUUCAUAGAGGAGGGACCUGUGUUGGAGAGGCUGAGAGGGCUGAUUCAGAGAGGUGCUAGGAGUCUGGACCUGGCUGUGGCCCACGCCUAUAGCCAAUGGCAGCGCUGCAUGAGGGAUGGCCUUGACCUGAACCAACUGCUGUGCUUCCCUCUACCUGAGCCUCAGAUUGCAUGGCUGUACAGGGGUACUCUGGUGCACCAGCUUGUGGGCCAACUGAGAGGGGUGGUGACCCCAGAUUCUCUCCUGAUGGAAGACCCUUCCUCUGGGCAGCUGUAUAGAGCCAUGCUGGAAGCCAUUCUCAACUCCCAGGAAACUGAGACUACUGGACAACAGUACGGCCCCUCUGCAGAUUCUGGUGCUGGAGGAAGAAGAGGAUGAUGAUGAUGAUGAUGAUGAUGGAGUAGGUUGUAAUGAAGUCCCAAUGUCCUGCCACAAAAGGAAUGAAAGAUUUAACAAAGCUCUGUUGAGUUAUAGAUAUAGGGACCACUAUAUAGGGACCACUAAACACCUGUUGAGUUAUAGAUAUAGGGACCGCUAUAUAGGGACCACUAUAUAGGGACCACUAAACACCUGUUGAGUUAUAGAUAUAGGGACCGCUAUAUAGGGAACGCUAUAAAGGGACCACUAUAUAGGGACCGCUAUAUAGGGACCACUAAACACCUGUUGAGUUAUAGAUAUAGGGACCGCUAUAUAGGGAACGCUAUAAAGGGACCACUAUAUAGGGACCGCUAUAUAGGGACCACUAAACACCUGUUGAGUUAUAGAUAUGUUUUCUGUGACAGUUUAGUGACAGAGGGCGUAGGUAGGAAGGCCCCACUUGCAUACACUCAUACCCAUGAAGAAGUUUCACUUUCAUUGACAUUGAUUUAAAGAAACUAAGAAAAGGGAGAAUAAAUUCAUUGUGACUGAGGUUUAUUGAAAUGAUAAUUAAAUGUUAAAUAUGUUAAAGCUUGAAAACAUUGGGAAAUAUUAAAGGGGGAUUAAAGUAGUGUAGUAAAAUGGUUAAGAAUGCUAUAGUGUUUGCUUUAAGGUGUGAUGCAUAUAGACUAUGUUAGGCUUAGAGGAGGAGGUUGAUAAAUGUAAAAGUGUUGGAGUGUUUAAAAUGUUUUAUGUUUAAUAUAUAAUGGGAGUAAUACGUUAGGCUGGAGUAGGAUUAGAACUGAGUGGAAUAAGAAACCUUCAUGUUUUAUAAAUGUAUGUUUUAAUAGUGACUGAUAAUGGAGUAUACUAAGGCUAGCUGGAAUUGGAAAUCCCAGGUCAGAACAGCCAGGCAGGAGACAGACGUCCUAUUGACGGGCAUGUUGUGCUCAGGUGAGGAAAAGGUGGGGGUUAGUUGGUGCUGACAAAACACCUUUUGAGUGAUGGCCGCAUUCGGUGUCAUUGGAGCAAGAAUUAGCCACAGUGAGUUAGCAGAAAGGAAGACUGAGGGUAUAAAGGAAGGGUACCACCUCUCUUUGAGCUAGCUAGAAGAACCUGUCGACUGCUGGAACAAGAUUUUUGCUUUCGCUUUUUAGCUUGAGAUACAAUUAGGUUUUUAUUAUACUUAUAUUUAGGUUGCUGGAAGAAACAUUUUGCUGUAGCUUUUUAGCUCCUUAUCUAGAUAUUUAUUAUACUUAUAUUUAGAUUUUUACUACACAAGUAACAUUUUAUUGGCACAUCCCACUAAGGGUUUAGUUAAGGGCGCUGGAGGCAUCUAUAAAGUUAAUUCAUGGUUGAUUUGAACUUAUCAUUGAUUUGUGAUAUUGAUUUGUGAUUGGUUGAUUGAUCUGGGAUUUUUUUAUGUCUGUUUCUGGAACUUUGAAUAAACUAGCUUUAUUGUU